Messenger RNA from Musca vetustissima, 574 nucleotides. RefSeq names its product neuropeptides capa receptor-like. Gene Ontology annotation, biological process: neuropeptide signaling pathway. The transcript has 5 exons. Gene Ontology annotation, molecular function: neuropeptide receptor activity. The record is from RefSeq and is a predicted model, not a curated record. Gene Ontology annotation, cellular component: plasma membrane. Lineage: Eukaryota; Metazoa; Arthropoda; Insecta; Diptera; Muscidae. The annotation marks the transcript as partial.
CUCUUCAGUUUGGCGGUCUCGGAUCUCAUUUUUCUCAUAUUUGGACUGCCUACGGAAGUAUUUUUAUAUUGGCAUCAGUAUCCGUUUUUAUUUGGUCUAACAUUUUGCAAAGUGCGGGCCUAUAUAUCAGAAGCUUGCAGUUAUGUUUCCGUCUUUACCAUUGUGGCAUUCUCCGUCGAACGCUAUUUAGCCAUUUGCCAUCCAUUGAGCUCGUAUGCCAUGACCGGCUUUAAGAGAGCCUUACGAAUAAUCGGAGCCCUCUGGUUGCUAAGCUUCAUUGCUGCCAUACCAUUUGGGUGGCUAAGUGAAAUUCAAUAUCUCAGCUAUCCUCCAGACAACGAAACAAUUUGUGACUCGGCAAUGUGUGCCAUGUUCCCACCCGAAGAAUGGUAUAUUUUUGAGGCAUCAUUCCUGUUCUUCUUUCUCAUACCCAUGGUAAUGAUCUUCUAUUUCUAUGGUCGUAUGGGUGCUGCAAUACGGGCCAGAACGGAAAAGAAAUUAGGUGUCCAACAAGGAUCCAUGCACAAGGCCCCGAGACAUGAACAAUCGCGGAAGGCCGUAAUUCGUAUGUUGG